AUGGGUUGGGGAGUCAUCUCGCUCAUUGCAGUGUUUUUUAUCGCUCGAGGAACUGAAUCCCGUCCGCAAUUCGAAAAAGACGAUUCGUUUUUCAACCCUCGAAUCAUCGGUGGAGUGGAAGCUGUGAGGAACUCGUAUCCUCAUCAAGUAUCUCUCCAAUGGGGUUUCCUAUCCACAACGAAUACCAGACAUUUCUGUGGAGGAAUAAUUAUCAAUCAAUCGUGGAUUUUAACAGCCGCCCACUGCAUCGACGCCAUCCCGGAGAUAGGGGGACUUCUCGUUAGAGCUGGCAAACAUUUUCUCGAUCAAGUGGAACCUCUGGAGCAGUCCAGGAGAGCCACCGCUGCUUAUGCCCACGAAAAUUUCAUCGGGGAUGUAGCUCCAUACGACAUAGGACUCAUCAGGUUGACAACUCCCUUCACCUGGACGACUGCAGUGGGCCCGAUCAAUUUACCCCAACCCGGUGCAAUUCCCACAGGAAAUGUGACAUCAACGGGCUGGGGUGCGACGGAUCCCAACGGUGCAAACCUGGGAAAUGCCCUCCAGACCGUUGAAAUACCCCUGAUCUCCCUGAGCACCUGCAGGAAUGCCCUCAUUCCAUUCGGAGGUGCUGGCACCCUCCACGAGACGAAUAUCUGCACUGGACCCCUUGGGGGUGGAUUCUCCCCAUGCAGCGGAGAUUCCGGCGGUCCAUUAACCUGGAGAAACGGUGAUAAUUGGGAAGUGGUGGGAAUCGUCUCCUGGGGAGUAAUUCCCUGUGGAUUGAGAGGUGCCCCUUCAGUAUUCGUUCGAGUCUCUGCCUUCAUCGACUGGAUCCAAUCAACCAUAACAAUAAAUACCCAGGGUUAA
Messenger RNA from Fopius arisanus, 849 nucleotides. Its product is annotated as trypsin-1-like. The record is from RefSeq and is a predicted model, not a curated record. The transcript is spliced from 4 exons. Gene Ontology annotation, biological process: proteolysis. Gene Ontology annotation, molecular function: serine-type endopeptidase activity. NCBI's taxonomy places the organism in Eukaryota, Metazoa, Arthropoda, Insecta, Hymenoptera, Braconidae. The coding region runs from base 1 to 849 and encodes 282 amino acids.